Molecule: messenger RNA, 2014 nt
Organism: Aureobasidium pullulans EXF-150
Lineage: Eukaryota; Fungi; Ascomycota; Dothideomycetes; Dothideales; Saccotheciaceae
Exons: 4
Coding region: 93-1571 (492 amino acids)
Source: RefSeq, a predicted model, not a curated record
AUGUGAAUCCUUACUGCUCAACUCCUGUGUGUUCGAAAAUCUUGACAUACCCACGACAUACGACUUGAACGCCACUCCUGGACUUUUACAUCAUGGCGCGACCAGACACGACAAAACGACGAGUCUCGAAUCUAGUCGGCCGCUUCGAGCAGCUCGCCCAAGCAGCUCCAAUUCGUGAGACUUCAGACCCAACAUCUCCGACCUCACCACGCCCAGCAUCUCAUCACGGCGAAAAGUCAUGGCUCCAACAUGAAAGGAGAAGUCUAUCACUCUCUUCAAUGCCGAAUACCUCAACACUGUCUGCUCAAUUGGAGAGAGAACUCAAUCGCAAUGCACAGUUGCGCCAGGAAAUCGAGUCGCUCCGAAGACGAUGCCAUGAAGAUGAUGACAUCUUGACCACGCUGUCGCAGCAAUUGGAGGAGGGAACAGAGUUGCAAGCAUCACUGCACAUGCAAACCUCUGGCUUACAGACCAAAGUCAACAGACUAGCCGACAAGCUUGCUCGAAGAGACAAGAUCCAAAAGGCAGAAUAUGAGCGUAGGAUUGUCACCGUGGCCAACGAGCGCGACAUCGUGGCUCAGCGGCUGAAGAUGGCAGAAGCGAGUGUAGAAAGAGCACGAGUUGCGGAAGAGAAGGUUAGGGGUGCAGAGGAAAAGAUCAGAACUGCGGACGAGAAGGCUCAGAUUGCAGACAGCCAAAUUUCGGCAUUGCGGAAUCAACUACUCGAACUCAAGACUGACGUUGCUGCAAGAUCCGGGAAGCAGGCAGAUGUUAGUGAUCAGGAAAUUCUGGACAUGAUGAACAAGCUCAACCAUCUGGUUCAAAAUUGGUGUGUUAGCACUUUCCGGAAAGUCAAGAUUGAUCCACGGAGAAUGAGUUGCAGGUUUGAAAAGAUAGAAGCUUUGCAAGAAGCCAGGUUACUACGCAAGCUCUACUCCAUGUUCGAUACGAGUAUCAAGAUCUUCACAUUUCAGGCUACGGUGCUGCAUCUCCUGAUGCCGAUUUUUGAUGCACACUUCUUCGGAUUACCAGAGGAACUGCAAGGUUUGGAGACAGCCGCCUGGGCAAUGCAAGCAACACCAAAAACAGCCUUUAGUGAAUGGCGAGCUGCAACAUUUGAGUUUCUGCAGCAUGAGGAUGGGGUUUGGCAGAAAUUUCGUCAAGUUUCCGAAGCUAAAGCGCAAGCACGAUUGAUGGAGCAAAUCUGCAAAAUAAUGUCAACAUUGACUGGUUUGACCGUCUCGGAAGAUCAGAGACGCACGUUGGUCGCAGUGGUCGAGCACGCUGUCUCGCUGUCGCGGACACUUGGGCGACAGCGGGCUACGUAUCGGUGUUUUCUGCCAGAAACUGAUGAGGAAGGCAACCUCAAAUUCGAUGUCGCCACGAUGGAGGAUCUAAUGGAUGAGCAUGAGGAUGAUGGUUAUGCUAAGGACAUCAAGUGUGUUGUGUUCCCAGCAUUGUUGAAGAUGGGAGGAGAGCAAGGUGAAGAUAUGGAUGUAAGAAAUCUCCUCUUGAAAGCCAAAGUGCUUUGCGUUGAGGAAGACUCUGACGACGAGUGUUCCGUAGACUGAGACUAAAGGUCAAGGAGUUUGGCUCAAAGAGUGUUCUCACGUUGACGUAAGCCUAACACUCUCCUAUGCACGUCAGCGACGGGCUCGGAUCUCGAAGGUACAUGGCGCUUGGAAGCCGAGGCCUUGUUGAUGCGCGUCAUGGUUGCGUCCAAUGUUUGCUCAAUAUGGUGCACAAGCUUGUCUGCACUAGUAGCAUCAGACGUGAUGGCACGCAGGCGGAUGAAGAUAGCAUCCAGGAAGGUGUCGAGGAGGGCGAACAUGUUGUGUUCUGGCUCUUGGCGAUGCAGUUGCAAAAACGGCAUGUAGACGAACUCAUCGUACAGGGUAGCAAUGCGGCGGAAGAUCUUUGCCUCGAUGUGCGUCGGUCUGUGCAAUCCACUAGUCGAACGUCAGCUUAAUGUGUGGACCAACUGCGAGUACAUAACUGACUCGAUAAUGUCGAC